This is a messenger RNA of Sesamum indicum (sesame), 2141 nucleotides long. Its product is annotated as Pyridoxal phosphate (PLP)-dependent transferases superfamily protein. The record is from RefSeq and is a predicted model, not a curated record. Lineage: Eukaryota; Viridiplantae; Streptophyta; Magnoliopsida; Lamiales; Pedaliaceae.
CUUUAAACAAUACCUUUUUCCACACUUGUCUUAACAAGUAAGCAUCAGUGUUCUAUAAAAAACAAUGCAUACUGAUUCCAAGAAAUUCAGGAGUGUAUUUGAGCAUUAAAACAUAGGAAAGAUGCACUCACCUUGUGUGAAGGAGGCAACUCAGUUGUGUUUUCACGGUUGUUAUCCAACUCCCAUCCUGAGAGUGUCUGAGCCUGAGCAGCCUAUUGCAAAGACGACAAGCACAUCUGCAGCUUGUCGUCGUAACUUUGCCAUCACAACGGCGUCCUCGUUCUUCCCCAAUACCCACUUCACCAACCAUGAAUCCAUCCCUUCUUUGCAAGAAUCAUUUGUUCAGUUCAUCAAAACUUAUCCCAAGUACUCGGAUACUGCUCCAGUUGAUCAGAUACGAGCUCGAGAAUAUGGUGAGCUCUCACUUUCAAACCAUGUUUGUCUUGAUUACAUUGGCGUCGGUCUAUUUUCACAAUCACAGGUUAAGUCCAAGAAUGCCUCUGAUACCUCAUCUGAUUUCCCAUUGUUUGGCAUAACUUUUAAGUCGGCGAGUCUCAAGUCGCAGCUCCUACAUGGUGGAGAUGGAUCAGAACUAGAAUCUGGAAUCAAGAACAGGAUUAUGGAUUUCCUGAACAUUUCUCAAAAUGAUUAUUGUAUGGUGUUCACAGCGAAUAGAUCAUCGGCUUUCAAACUUGUAGCGGAAUCAUACCCCUUCCAAUCUAGUCGAAAGCUACUUACAGUUUAUGACCAUGAGAGCGAGGCGGUGGACUCCAUGAUUAGUAUGUCGGAGAAGAGAGGGGCCCGUAUCAUGGCAGCAGAGUUCAAGUGGCCGAGGCUGAGGAUUAACUCAGUAAAACUGCGGAAGAUGAUUGUGAGGAAGAAGAAGAAGAAGAAACAUAGAGGGCUAUUUGUGUUCCCUCUUCAGUCAAGAAUGACGGGAGCCAGUUAUUCAUAUCAAUGGAUGACAAUGGCAGAGGAACACGGCUGGCAUGUCUUGCUGGAUGCCUGUGCAUUGGGACCAAAAGACAUGGACAGCUUUGGCCUUUCUCUUUUCCGCCCUGAUUUCCUUGUUUGCUCUUUCUACAAAGUUUUCGGGGAAAACCCAACUGGAUUUGGAUGCCUCUUUGUAAAGAAAUCCAUUGUACCAAUGCUGGAAGAUGCAACAGGUGCAGGAAUUGUAUCCAUUACACCAGCAAAGAACUUGCUUCUCCCUGAAGAUUCUUCAGGUACAGACACAGAACUUGAACAAAUCGCUAGACUUGGGAUAAAGCAAGAAUGUGACAAUAUAUCAAACUCUACUGUUCCAUACACUGAGCAAGAUUCAACGGAUAGACAAUCUGAAGAAAAUGAGACCAGUGAUGUUUGUGAAAAGCAAUCCUGUCCAACUGAGAACAGGUCGGAACAUCCAGAACAAGUCGAAUUGAAGAAACAUAUUGUUUCAGUCCAAGAAAGGCACACAUUGACAGAAAAUGAAGGCUCAAUUAUUCAGUGCAGAUGCUUGGAUCAUGUGGAUUCGUUGGGAUUGAUGCUCGUCAAUAGCAGAGGAAGGUACUUAAUCAAUUGGCUGGUUAGUGCACUGAUGAAGCUUCAGCAUCCUAAUAGAUUGGAUAAUUUUCCCCUGGUGACAAUCUAUGGGCCAAAGGUAAAAUUUGACCGCGGACCAGCCUUGGCCUUCAAUUUAUAUGACUGGAAAGGAGAAAAGGUUGAACCCGCUCUAGUACAGAAACUAGCCGCCCGGAAUAAUAUUUCUCUCAGCCAUGGAUUGUUGCACCACAUUUGGUUCCCUGAAAAGUUUGAAGGAGAGAAGCAGAGAAUAUUAGAGACAAACAUCAAAGAGAACGAAGUGGCAAGAAGCAAAAGCAGAAAAGCGGAUCAGGGAAUCGCAGUGGUUACUGUUGCACUUACUUUCUUGGCCAACUUUGAAGACAUUUAUAGGCUCUGGGCUUUCAUAGCCCAGUUCCUGGAUGCGGACUUUGUCGAGAAGGAGAGAUGGAGAUACACAGCCCUGAAUCAAAAGACUAUAGAAGUGUAAACACAAAGCCUGAUUGCUAUCAGCUCAAACUGUAAUCUUCCAAAUCUUUGAGGUGUUGACAAUGCAAUUUUUGUUUCAACAUAUAUAUUUAUCUUUCAUUGUUGAUAAA